Molecule: messenger RNA, 1647 nt
Organism: Histoplasma mississippiense
Lineage: Eukaryota; Fungi; Ascomycota; Eurotiomycetes; Onygenales; Ajellomycetaceae
Exons: 2
Coding region: 1-1647 (548 amino acids)
Biological process (GO): phosphatidylinositol-mediated signaling; autophagy of peroxisome; phosphatidylinositol-3-phosphate biosynthetic process
Cellular component (GO): phosphatidylinositol 3-kinase complex, class III, type I; peroxisome; endosome
Molecular function (GO): 1-phosphatidylinositol-3-kinase activity
Source: RefSeq, a predicted model, not a curated record
AUGGGCCCCACUCCGCGCGAGGAAGAGGAGCUAGAGCGCCUGGAAAAGCUCCUAAAGAAACAUGAGAUGGGCGAGAUACCCCGGGUUGACUGGUUGGAUCAGUUAGUAUUUCGAGCUGUAGAGAAGAAAAAAUUGGAUGCCGAGGAAUCUGCAAAAAAGAGGGCAAUACGCAACCAAGCUGCCAGGGCAAAAGUCCCAGUCAAGACAAGUGGAAAGGCAGACAGCCUUGAUGACGACUGGGAGGAAGAUCAGAUAAAUGAUCACGAAGAGAACUUCGUUCUCUAUAUCGAAUUCCCACGCUUUGAUUUUCCGGUCGUUUUCGAAGACUUCGAAUACCCUUGCCUACCGAUAUCUUCUUAUUCCCAGCAACAACUAUCGGGCUCUAAUUCGACCCUCAAACCUCCUCCGGAAGUCCGUUUGGGGCCUGAUAUAGAUGGCGCAGCUAAUGAUGACGAUGAACAUAGGAUAAUUAGAAUAUAUGACCCAGAGGUCGGCCAGAAAGGGAACCCCUGCGAAGACAAGCAUCGAAGACUAGUUCGUAGCCACCGGACGGGAAUCAUGGAUCGCGACCUCAAGCCCAAUCCGAAGAUCCGUGAUGAAUUGAAUGAAAUCAUGUUGUACGGACCUACACAAGAAUUGAACUCUGAGGAGAAAGACCUUGUCUGGAAAUUCAGACACCACCUCACUCGCGAUAAGAGGGCCAUGACUAAAUUCGUGAAAUCAGUCAAUUGGCAAGAUAUCGGCGAGGCUCGGCAGGCCGUGGAAAUUCUUCCGAAAUGGACUGAGAUUGAUGUAGACGAUGCAUUGGAACUUCUCGGACCGACCUUUGAUAACCCAGCAGUUCGUGCCUAUGCGGUGGAACGGUUGAGGAAGUCCGAUGACGAAGAGCUCCUCCUGUAUCUCCUGCAGCUAGUACAAGCCUUAAAGUUCGAGGCAAUCCCUCAUGGAGGUGCUGAAGAUAUCACACAAGAUUCUUCUUUAACCAAUUUCCUCAUCACUCGGGCUGCGAACAACCCACUCCUUGGAAGUUAUUUUCAUUGGUACCUUAUGGUUGAGUGUGAUGAUGCUGGUCCAAGCACUAUUUCCGUCCAUCGCAAACUAUUCGCCCGCGUUGAGUAUUAUUUCAUGAUCGAGCUGGAGAAACACCACCCUGAACAGAGGAAGAUUUUGUUACGACAAGGUGAACUCAUUACAAUUCUAUCCAAAAUCGCCAAGGAUAUUCGCUUCUCGAGGGAUAACCGUGCUGUCAAGAUUGAAAAGUUGAAGAAAUUUUUGCUGGACCCUAAAAACGAGCUUGCUACCAUUGACCCUCCUCUACCACUUCCAUUAGACCCGGAAAUUCUGAUCACUGGUUGCUUUGCUGAAGGUUCUAAUGUUUUCAAAUCCUCCCUCUCACCUCUGUUGAUCAACUUCAAACUCUCUGAUGGACGAAAAUACCCUGUAAUUUUUAAGGUCGGAGAUGACCUUCGACAAGAUCAGCUUGUCAUCCAAAUUAUCAGUCUUAUGGAUCGUCUGCUGCAAAAAGAAAACUUAGAUUUGAAACUUACCCCUUACCGCAUCAUUGCUACCAGCGCCAAUGCCGAGCGAACAAUCCGGACGACAAGGAACCAUUGGGUGUCCGUAAAGAAACGAUGGACACUUACAUAA